AUGCACCAGGAUAUUCCCGACGACAACGCAUCCGUGGAAGGCUUCUCCACUGUUCGGGCGGACAGGGACAGUACCGCAAGCGUCAACGAGUGGGUUUGUUCCCUGCGCCACCGGGUCGGGGAAUGGGUGAAUGCACCUAGUGGCGGUUCAGAGUACCCAGCCUUCUUGGAGUCCCUCAGUGGGGUACUGGAGGGUGCUCCACCUGAGGACUCUGUUGUCCUACUACAAAUAAGGGCUUUGAUUGAAAUGAGUGAGAUUCCUCAGCAGAUGUCUUUACAUGUGGCUAAACUUGGAGAUAAUGUGAAUCUGACAUGUGUGAAAGAUAAUGCAGAGUUUUCUUACUGGUAUAAGUUGAAUUUUGGACAUAUGCUUGAAACUGUCACUAAAGGAACUUAUGAAAAAAUAUCCCUCAAUGGACAAUUUAACAACUCAAGAUUCAAUGCCACAAAAGUAGGUCAUGUGCAUUCUCUUAUCAUAAGAAAUGUAAGCAAAGAAGAUGAAGCAACUUACCUUUGUCAAGCAGGAUCGGUAUAUGAAAUGGAAUUUAUAAAUGGCACAAUUUUGGCAGUGAAUGAUCCUAAAACUCAACAUAAAUUUGUCACCGUGAAACAAACUCCAGAUGUGGAGUCAGUCAAGCUGGGUGAUACAAUGACUCUGCAGUGUUCACUUCUCUCUAAGACCAAGAAUGUCACAGAUCAGUGUCCAGGGGAAGACAAAGUGCACUGGUUUAAAGGUGGAUCAGAAUCCCAUCCAGAUAUCAUUUACCACGGCAAUGUCAGAAAUAAAGAGGAUGGGAAAUGUGACUACAGUCUGUCCAAAACUAUAACAAAGUCAUCUGAUGCUGGGACGUACUACUGUGCUGUGGUCACAUGCAGUGAGAUCCUGUUUGGUGAAGGAACAAAAGUGGUGACAAACGAGUUCCCGCUCAGUGCUGUGCUUGUGACACUGCUGAUCUUCUCUGUGCUUGUAAAUUUUGUUCUGAUUCUGUCCAGAAAACAGAAGCCAACUUGCGAACAGUCCAAAGGAGGAGAAACCGUCUCCACUCAGCCUCCAAUCAAUGAACAGGAUAGAUCAACUGCAGAUCAACUGAGUAAUGUGGAGGGUGAAGAAGUAGGAGUAAACUAUGCGGCGCUGGACUUCUCCUUAAGAAAAGCUAAAAAAUGGAAGAAUAAGCGGGAGCAACCAGAUGACAGCAUAUAUUCUGGCAUGACAGACUACCAGUAG
Pelmatolapia mariae (spotted tilapia) is the source of this 1224-nucleotide messenger RNA. RefSeq lists its product as uncharacterized. The transcript has 8 exons. Lineage: Eukaryota; Metazoa; Chordata; Actinopteri; Cichliformes; Cichlidae. Bases 1 to 1224 code for a protein of 407 amino acids. The record is from RefSeq and is a predicted model, not a curated record. Gene Ontology annotation, biological process: response to bacterium.